Molecule: messenger RNA, 582 nt
Organism: Vicia villosa (hairy vetch)
Lineage: Eukaryota; Viridiplantae; Streptophyta; Magnoliopsida; Fabales; Fabaceae
Exons: 3
Coding region: 1-582 (193 amino acids)
Source: RefSeq, a predicted model, not a curated record
AUGGAUGAAGAAAUACCGGUUCGAGGACGGUCAAGAGCAGAAGGGAGGACUAUUACUAAUCUUCAUCAUUACUGUGCAGAGAUUUUUUAUGUAGCUAUUGACAAAAUAUGUGUCGAAAUAGAUCACCGAUUUAGUGAAGGAAGUAACAUUAUCCUUGAUUGCUUCUCAUGUCUUGACCCCGAGAAUUUUUUCUCCAAGUUUUAUGUUGAUAAGCUUGCUCGUCUUGCUGAUAUUUAUCAUGAAGACUUUUCUGAUGAUGACCGGGGAACAAUAAGGGAUCAACUUGAAACUUAUGUUCUUCAAGUGAAAAGAAAUGCUUCAUUUUCCACUUGUGAAGGUGUUCAAACUUUGAUAUUACCGGUGUCGACAACAUCCGUUGAAAGAGCCUUUUCAGCAAUGAAGAUUAUCAAGUCUAAAUUGCACAGUAAUAUCAAUGACGUGUGGUUCAAUGACUUGAUGCUCGGAGAACUUAUCAAAUUUCAAAGAGUUGAUGAUGAGGGAAUUCGAAAUGUCGAAGAAAGGUAUGGUGAUGCAUCAAAGGAAUUAUGUCAAAGAGAUACUCAAGAGAUUCAGAAUGGAUGA